AUGGAGACGAUAACGAAGCGGCUGCACAUUUCUGGUCUGACUCCAUCCUUGUCUCCAGCUGACCUGUCAAAGAGACUAUCGACAUUUGGAACUGUAAAGGCUCUCGACGGCUUCGACAUCUUAGAUGGAGUUGGUCAACCAAGAAAAUUUGGCUACGCGACAUUGGAAGCUACUCCGGCGCAAUUAGCAAAAUGCGAUUUAGGCCUCAAUGUUCUCAGUGGAUCCACUUGGAAGGGUGCUAAGCUUAGGAUUGGCGAUGCCAAACCUGAUUUUGCUCAAAGGAUAGAAAAGGAACGAGCCGAAGCCCAGGAUGCGCCGCCACCCAAGAAGAAACGGAGAUGCUCCAAAUACACCGCUGUCGAAGCAGAGGAUAUGUCGUUGGUAACGCCGCAAAAUGCCCACUUGCGUGCUGGAUGGACGGUGACACCCCUCGGAAGAAUCAUGCGACCUAUGCGUAUGAGGCCUGAAAGACCUCUAAUGCCACUUCCCAAAUCGUCUGCUGGGGGAAAGGUAUCUAAGAGACGAAAAAUUCCACUUGUUCGUGCUCGAAGAACAACCAUCGACAUGAGACGAUGGGAGGGAGCGCAUCUGACGGGAGCCUUUUUGGAAGGUGGGGUUCCUUUGGAGGAAGUGGACAUUGCUGAGGAUGAAGAUCUGGAGGAACAGCAGAAUGCCGCUCGCGACACAUCUAGCGAAGAGGAUUCCAGGAACGUUUCAGCUAGCUCAAUGGACAUGCCUCCCUCUUCAGCCGUACAGAAAAUGAGAGCAACAGCGCCAUCAGGAUCGGAAUCUUCACCUGACGCGCACUUUGAUUUGACUGCAGAGAAGCAGGAAACUCUUGGUCUACUGCAAUCACUCUUCGGUGAUAGCAAUAAUGUGAAGGAAUGGGGCGGUGCGGAGAGCAUCGCUUCUGAUAUCGAUUUAGAUGAACAGCGUGUGUUGGAGGGCGACGGUGAGGCUGACUACGAGGUGGUCCCGUUAGACACCUCAUUGGAGAAACCAAGGGACUCUUCUCCAGUAGGCGAGCCUAUGAAUGAAGUUGAGGCGACCACGACUACCACGAAGGCGAAACUAAAAGAUUUGUUUGCGCCUCGUGCAGAUGAAGGCGGUUUCUCGCUCAUGGGCCAUCUUGAUCUUGACUUUGAAAUGGACGAAGAACUUACAUUCCCGACAACAGCGACAGAAAUACCGGUACAAGAGACGCUCCCGACUGUCGAAGUAGUUCCUGCUCCCAUACCAGCAUCAUUGCAUCUGGCCCUAGACCCCAAAAAACCACUCUUCUUUCCAUUACCGUCUUCAUUCCCUACUGCGGAGCCUUCUGCUUCUAGACCGAGGGUGAAAGAUUUAUUCGAUGUCGCUCGAGAAAAACAUUGGACAACGUCUUUGUCUUCUACUGGUGGGUUCCAUAGAACUGCUACUGAAGAGGAUAUCAGGAAAAGAUGGGAAGAGAGUAAAGGGGAAUUGACUCGGGGAUGGAAGAAAAGAGUCAAGGAUGCUGGGAAGAUGAAGAGAAGAAGAGGGGCAGCUGCAGACGACGGUGUUUAG
This is a messenger RNA of Desarmillaria tabescens, 1545 nucleotides long. RefSeq lists its product as uncharacterized. The record is from RefSeq and is a predicted model, not a curated record. Gene Ontology annotation, molecular function: RNA binding. NCBI's taxonomy places the organism in Eukaryota, Fungi, Basidiomycota, Agaricomycetes, Agaricales, Physalacriaceae. Bases 1 to 1545 code for a protein of 514 amino acids. The transcript is spliced from 4 exons.